GAUGAAAUGGAGCACACAGGACGUUAAGGAGAUUGGAGAAGACAAGAAAGGUGACGCCAAAAACAAACCGUGGACAUUAACUCAUUUUUCUUCUUCUUAAAAACGUGCCUUGGUUCCGGAAUUUAACAACGUUUGGACUCCUGCGCACAUUUUGAGCGGAUUCGCAUCUUCGUUGUUUUUUGAAGGGAGGGACUGCCCUCAUCCCAGCAAGGUUGGAGCUUUCAUGAGGAGGACUGAGAAGAUGGAGAGUUUGCUACCAUUACUGGUCGUCAGCUGGAUUUCUCUCAAGGCUCAAGGUGGGGAUGUGUGUGUGUCUGGCCAUGACAGUGGGCCAGUGUUUGAAGAGCAGCCAAACAGUGUCAUUUAUCCAGAAGGUCUGAGUGAAGGGAAGCUGGUUCUCAACUGUCAGGCCAGGGCCAGUCCAGCUGCCUCCUACAGGUGGUUGGUGAAUGGUACCGAGGUCCGAUUGGGUUUAGACCUCCGUUACACUCUGGUCGCUGGCAACCUGGUGAUCAGCAGGCCAGAAUGGAGUAAAGACACAGGUUCUUAUCAGUGUCUGGCCAUCAACCGCUGCGGAACCAUCAUCAGCAGAGCUGCCAUCCUUAAAUUUGGCUACCUUCAUGACUUCCCCCCAGACAGCAGGAGUCCUCAAACAGCUUAUGAAGGCCAGGGCACCUUCCUAGCAUGCCAGCCACCCCCACAUUACCCAGCUCUGUCCUACCGCUGGCUCCUCAAUGAGUUCCCCAACUUUAUCAAGAAAGAUGACGGUCGCUGGUUUGUAUCCCAGGUAACAGGGAACCUGUAUCUGGCCAAAGCAGAGCCUAAUGACACUGGAAGCUACUUCUGUUUCACGACCAUCAACAUGGACAUCAGCACCAAGAGCACCUUCAGCAAAGCCAACCAGCUAAAUGUGCUUCCUGAUGUCAAUCAAAGAAAGUCAGCUCCAAGCAUCAAAGUUCGCUUUCCUGCAGAGACCUACGUGCUAGCAGGACACACCGCCCAGCUGGAGUGCUUUGCCUACGGGAAUCCUGUCCCAAAACUGCGAUGGCGAAAGGUGGAUGGACUAAUGCCGUCCAAGGCAGGUUCUAGUGCUGUUAGUCCCACUCUCAUCCUGCCAGACCUUUCCUUUGACGAUGAAGGCGUCUACGAGUGUGAAGCCUCCAACUCGCAGGGAGUUGAUGUGUACCAGGGCCGCAUCAGCGUGCAAGCUCAGCCAGAGUGGUUGCAGGUGAUGAGCGACUCGGAAGUGGAGAUCAGUUCAGAGCUUCAAUGGGUUUGUGUGGCUUCUGGUAAACCAAGACCUUCCAUUGGUUGGCUGCGUAAUGGGCAGCCUCUCACUACCCAGGAAAGAGUAAAAGUGAAUGGAGCUCAGCUCAAGAUCAGCAACCUAGCCCUGGAAGAUUCCGGAAUGUACCAGUGUGUGUCUGAGAACAAGCAUGGGACCAUCUACUCCACUGCUGAGCUCAGAGUUCAAGUUCAGGCCCCAGACUUUAGGUUAAACCCUGUGCGGAAACUGAUCCCUGCGGCUAGAGGGGGACAAGUGAUGAUCGAGUGUCGCCCUCGAGCUGCCCCAAAGCCCAGCCUGUUCUGGAGUCGUGGGACAGAGCUGCUCACCAACAGUAGCAGGCUGACAGUGACUCCAGAUGGUAUCUUGUGGAUUACGAAUAUCAGCAGGGCAGAUGAAGGCAAAUACACUUGCUUCGCUGAGAACUACCUGGGCAAAGCAAACAGCACAGGACACCUGUCCGUCAGAGACGCCACCAAGAUCACACUGGCUCCCUCCAACGCUGACAUCAAUCAGGGCGAGAAUGUAACUCUGCAGUGUCACGCCUCCCAUGAUCCCACCAUGGAUCUGACCUUCACCUGGGCCCUCAACGGGGCUCUGCUCGACCUGGAGGAAUCGACUGGACCCUACCAUCGAGUGGAGGGCAAGGAAACCAUUGGAGACCUUCUUAUUGUCAAUGCUCAGCUGAGUCAGGCAGGUACUUACACCUGUAGCGCUCAGACAGUGGUGGACAGUGCUUCAGUAACAGCCAAGCUAGUAGUACGAGGCCCCCCAGGACCUCCUGGAGGUUUACUGGUAAGGAAUGUUGCAGAGACAUCAGUGGAACUGAAGUGGAGUCGUGGUUAUGACAACCACAGUCCUAUCGGCAACUAUGUGAUCUUAGGACGAUCUUCUCUCUCACCACAGUGGAAGCAGAUGAGGACGGAUCCAGUGAAUAUAGAAGGAAAUGCAGAGUUUGCUAGUGUGGUCGGGUUGUUACCUUGGAUGGAUUAUGAAUUCCAGGUCAUCGCCAGCAACAUCCUGGGCAGUGGAGAGCCAAGCAUGCCCUCACAAACCAUUCGCACACAGCAGUCAGCUCCCUCAGUGGCUCCAAGUGGACUGGGAGGAGGAGGAGGAUAUGGAAAUGAACUUAUCAUUAUAUGGACACCCAUGGCCAGAGAAUACCAAAAUGGUGAUGACUUUGGUUACAUCCUGAAAUUCAGGAAAAUAGAAACGACAUCGUGGACUGAAGCACGCGUUCCUUUGGUGGAGUCAUCCCGCUACGUGUACUCCAACGUCACCCUGACGCCAUACACGCCCUUUGAGGUGAAGAUCAAAGCUUUUAACCGCAAGGGACAAGGUCCGUUCAGCCAGAUCGCCAUUGUCCACUCCGCUGAGGAAGAACCAACAGUUGGCCCUUUGAGCAUCAACGUCACGGCACUGACAGCUUUCGAUAUCCAGGUGUCAUGGGAGCCGGUCCUGCAGCCCAACACCAACAGCAUCAUCAGAGGAUACGAGAUCCGAUACUGGCGCCAGCAUGAACGGGAGGCAGCGGCAGACCGAGUGCGGACAGCAGGUCUCGAGACAACAGCCAGGGUAUCUGGACUUCGUCCUAGCACUCGAUACCAUGUUGCAGUUAUGGCGUACAACAGUGCAGGCACGGGACCGCCAUCGCCACGCUUCACUGUGACCACCAGGAAACCACCUCCUAAUCGUCCUCCUGGAAAUGUGUCCUGGAGGACUGAUGCUUCUUGGGUAAUUGUGCGCUGGGACCAUGUGAAGUCCCUGCACAAUGAGUCUGCUAUUCUGGGAUACAAGAUUCUCUACAAGCAUGACAGUCAGACGGUUCUGAAGGUAGUGGACAAGACGAAGACAUCAGUCAACCUGCCGCUGCCCAAAGACGACCAAUACGUGGUGCUGGAGGUGCGCUCCUGGGGUGAAGGUGGCGACGGGCCCGCGCAUGAGAUUAUUGUUUCUCGCGACUCAGGAACGGGCAUGAUGGUGCAGAGCAAGGCAGUAGCGUGCAGUUGUUCAAUCCUCACUUCUGCCGUUCUUUUACUGUCAGCUCUGUGACGUCAGAGUUUUGGACUUUUUUCUUCGGUGAGUUGACACUUUUUGAGUGGCUUUCGGCAGCUGGCGAAGUUUUCUUCAAAGGAUACUAAAGAAAACAUUUUAUUUUUUUUUAAAGGGGAAAAUGCAUUUGUCAACACAUUUUACUUUUGUAUUUGGUCGAUUGUAUGAGAAACAUGACAUGUGACUUCCAUCCACAGUCUUUACAGUGUAUUUGGAGAAGAAAAAGGUAACAGUUAAUUUAUUCUGUCACACCUAUGGAUCAUGUUUUGUUUUCUCAUGUUAUGUUUUGAUUUUGGACAUUCAGUCAUGUUUUGCACUUCCUGGUUUUGUUUGUUUCCAUGCCAACCUAUUAGUUUUCACCUUGCCCUCCUAGUCACACCCCUGCCCUCAGUCCCGCACUUGUUCCUAACUACCACUGCUACUAUUUAAAGAUUUUACUUCCUAUCCAUCAGUCCAAAAUCAAAACAUAACAUGACAAAACAAAACAUGAUCCAUAGGUGUGACAUAUUCAUCUUACAUUUACACAAAAUAAACACCUGACCGUUUAGGAAUGGUAAUAAUUAAAUACAGAUUCAUUGAUAAGUACAGUAUUAUCCUAAUUGUUUCUACUGGGGUGAAGUAUGACUCUGAUUAAUUGGUCAUGAACAUAAAAAAGUUUAAUAACCAAAACAAACACUUGGAAAAGUAGACAUCAAACACGCUAAAGCAACAAGUAAAGUGUUCAAAGUAUACAAACGUUGUUGCUCUACCAGGACUUUGAGAAUGAAAUAUUAUUCAUUGUAUGCUCAGUAAUUACUUCAACAUAAAUAAUAAUUCAUAACUUUAUAUUUUAUAUUGUUUAUCAUUUUUAUCUUAUUUAUAAUUUACAAUGUGAUUAUUGACCUAAUGUACUGACAACAAUGAUAUUUUUAACAACUAUAACGUCUGUAGUGACUCAAUUUACUAGUUACAUUUGUAAUAAUUGUUAUUAUUAUUGACAUUCGCUAAUGAUGGUUAUAAUUUUAACAACUGUCAUUUAUUGACACUAUUUACUAAUAAUUAUAAUUUUAACAUAGCAUGGUUAUUGACAUUGUUUACUCACAAUUAUAACUUUAAAAAUUAUAGUGUGAUUAUUCACACUGUUAACCAAUGACUUUUUUACCAAUAUAACUACAUUAUUGAUACUAUUUACUAAUAACAAUUAUGAUUUUAGCAUUUAUGACAUAACAGUAUUUACUCAUACUAUAAAAAAGGAUUUUAAAACAUAAUUUUAACGAUUAAAGCUUGAUUAUACAUAUGAAAUACUAAUUGGAAGGGUUUUGUUUUUGAGAACUAGUGAAAUGAUUCCCGUGUUAUGUAAUAUUGCUGACUAAUAAUAACACUGACUAUGUACAGUCGUGGUCAAAAGUUUAAAUACACUUGUGAAGAACAAUGUCAUGUCUUGAGUUUUCAAUCAUUUCUACAACUCUUAUUCAUUUGUGAUAGAGUGAUUGGAGCACAUACUUGUUGGUCACAAAAAACAUUCAUGAAGUUUGGUUCUUAUUGAAUGUAUUAUGAGUCUACUGAAAAUGUGAGCAAAUCUGCUGGAUCAAAAGUAUACAUACAGCAACAUACAUGAUCACAGAAGGAAGCCGUUACUCCAGAAGCGACACCUUUGUCAGAGUUAGUUUGUGACAAACCCCAAGAUGCAGAGAAGGAGGCACGCAUUGAGUAAAGAAACAUGAUUUUAUUAAAAUACUAGGACAAGAACAAACAAAAAAGGAUACUAACAAAAGGCGCGCAAGAGGCGGAUAACAAACUAAAAGAGCUAGCAUGGGAGCUAGAAGAUAACAAGCAGGAAACAGAAGUUGUUACUUGUAGUAUGAAAACAAACUAGAAGCAGGAAACAAAAAACAGUAAGCUACAAACAGCUACUGAAAUAUAACUUACCGCUACGCUGCAAAGACACAACACGACACGACAGGAGCAACAAUACAGAAGCGACAAUAAUCCAGCACCGACUGGAGGAGAAAACAGGUCUAAAUAGGAAUCGGGCUGAUUGACACCAGGUGUGGCCAGGUGCCAAUCAGCCGCAGCUGAGGGGACACAGUUCUCAGGGAGACAAACAGGAGACAGAACCAAAAUAAGAGUGCUGACAGGAACUAAAGACAGGAAAUACUACACACACACAGAGGAAAAACUAAAACACAAACAAACUGUCACGGGCACGCCUGACAACCUUAAGGCUCGUUUAAAGUUUACUGCUGAACACAUGGACAUAGAGGAAAGGUCUGUGGUCAGAUGAAACAAAAAUUAAUCUGUUUGGCCACAAUACCCAGCAAUAUGUUUGGGGGAGAAAAUGUGAGGCCUUUAAUCCCAGGAACACAAUUCCUACUGUCAAGCAUGAUGGUGGUAGUAUUAUGCUCUGAGCCUGUUUUGCUGCCAAUGGAACUGGUUCUUUACAGAGAGUAAAAUGGGACAAUGAAAAAGGAGGAUUACCUCCAAAUUCUUCACGACAACCUAAUAAUUAUUAGCCCGGAGGUUGGGUCUUGGGUGUUCAAACAGGACAAUGACCCCAAACACACAUCAAAAGUGGUAAAGGAAUGGCUCAAUCAGGCUAGAAUGAAGGUUUUAGAAUUGCCCUCCCAAAGUCCUGACUUAAACGUGUGGACAAUGCUGAAGAAACAAGUCCAUGUCAGAAAACCAACACAUUUAGCUGAACUGCACCAAUUUUGUCAAGAGUAGUGGUCAAAAAUUUAACCAGGCACAAAAAGCGCCUUAUUGCAGUGAAACUUGCCAAGAGACAUGUAAGCAAAUAUUAACAUUGCUGUAUGUAUACUUUUGACCCAGAUUUGCUCACAUUUUCAGUAGACCCGUAAUAAAUUCAUAAAAGACCCAAACUUCAAGAAUGUUUUUUUGACCAAUAAGUAUGUGCUCCAAUCACUCUAUCACGAAAAGAUAAGAGUUGUAGAAAUGAUUAAAAACUCAAGACAGCCAUGACAUUAUGUUCUUUACAAGUGUAUGCAAACUUUUGACCACGACUGUCAACGGGUUUGCUGCUUUAUUGCUGGUAUGUUGAUAUGUUGGGUGUGUCACCAUUUGAUAAUAUUCCUGUCAUUGUAAUCAUGUCAUCUAUCAACUCUUACAUAAAACCUUUGUCACAUUUAUGACAGCAGAAAGAUUGUUGGUGGGGUUUUUUUUUUGUUUGUUCGUUUGUUUGUUUUUCGUUUAGGAUAUUUAAAGUCGAUGUUUAAACUUUUGUUUCUUCACAAUUGUUUUUGUAAGUUACGGAAAAAAAAAUAGUUCCCACAAAAGAGGAAAAUAAAGACAAUA
Messenger RNA from Nerophis ophidion (straightnose pipefish), 6628 nucleotides. It is a transcript of the gene cntn2, whose product is annotated as contactin 2. The record is from RefSeq and is a predicted model, not a curated record. NCBI's taxonomy places the organism in Eukaryota, Metazoa, Chordata, Actinopteri, Syngnathiformes, Syngnathidae. The transcript is spliced from 23 exons. Bases 224 to 3337 code for a protein of 1037 amino acids. Gene Ontology annotation, molecular function: cell-cell adhesion mediator activity. Gene Ontology annotation, biological process: brain development; cell-cell adhesion.